AUGGAGACUCUGCCUUGUCAUGAUUUCGAUUUCACAGAUGGAGUCAACAGCCAAGACGGUAGCCAGCCGGAAGCCUGGGGCCGACUCUUUCCUUUGGGCUCCAGUUUUGUUGCCAUGGAUUUAACUGCUGAUGAGUAUACUUUUGGCCGAGGGGAGAACUGUGAUGUUGCUUUCAGCAGUCAGGCUGCUAAGACACACCAGUGUUUUCAGGCGUACAGCAAAGUGCACUUCAAAUUGAUUCGGAACAAGACAACUACAGGAACUCAUACAUUCUUGGAAGACUUGAGUAGCAAUGGAACAUUUGUUAAUGGAGACAAAGUUGGUAAAGGUAAAAGACAUGUGCUCAACAACAACGAUGAAAUCUCUCUGGCGGUCAAGCAGAAUAAAGCCUAUGUGUUCAUGGACCUCAACGCAAGUGAAGACAGUCAUCUACCAAAAGAGCUGGUGGAAAAGUACACCUUAACUAGGGUGUUGGGGAGGGGUGCCUGCGGUGAGGUCAGGCUAGCUUUUGCUAAAGGUUCUUGUGAAAAAUUUGCCUGUAAGAUCAUCUCAAAAAAGAAAUUCUCUGUGGGAGGCAAGACACCUGUUAAUCUCACCUCUCAAGUGAUGGGAGAAGUCAACAUUCUAAAAGCUUUGAAACAUCCAUGUAUCAUCAGGAUCGAAGAUGUCGUUGACACGCCAGAGAUGUUGUACAUAGUUCUGGAACUUGUUGAGGGCGGAGAGCUGUUUGACAAGGUUGUUGCAAUAGACAAAUACGAUGAGGCAACAGGCAAGCUCCUCUUCUUCCAGAUGGCCACUGCAAUCAAGUAUCUACAUGACCAGGGCAUCACCCACAGGGACUUGAAGCCAGAGAACAUUCUUCUAGCCACUGAUGACCUUGAAACAUUGAUCAAGGUCACCGACUUUGGCCUGUCCAAGUUUGUUGACGCAGGCUCCAUGAUGAAGACAUUUUGUGGCACACCGACUUACCUGGCACCCGAGAUCUUGCUGACGGCUGGCAGUGGCACGUAUACUAAAGCUAUCGACUGUUGGAGCUUAGGGGUAAUCUUGUUUAUCAUGCUGUCAGGUUACCCGCCAUUCUCUGAUGAACGCAAAGAUAUGGACCUGCCCAAGCAGAUCAUGGGAGGCCACUUCUCCUUCCCCAAACAGUACUGGUCGGAGGUGUCAGACACAGCGGUGGAUCUGAUCAAACAGAUGAUGAUAGUUGACCCCAAGAAACGGAUCACAUUUGCUGAUGUUCUCAAUCAUCCAUGGCUGAAGGAUGAUGGGAUGAGAACUAAAGCCAUGGCCUUGAUGUAUCCAGACACUGAUGGCAUGGCUCCUCCAAAGCUGCCUGUGGCCAAGAGGAAAGCAACAGAAGGGGAUGAAGAACCCACUCGGAAGAGGAAAAGCUCUAAGGAUGAUUGA
Candidula unifasciata is the source of this 1407-nucleotide messenger RNA. Lineage: Eukaryota; Metazoa; Mollusca; Gastropoda; Stylommatophora; Geomitridae. The record is from the annotation of a GenBank genome assembly.